Postia placenta MAD-698-R-SB12 is the source of this 1349-nucleotide messenger RNA. RefSeq lists its product as hypothetical. The record is from RefSeq and is a predicted model, not a curated record. Gene Ontology annotation, biological process: phosphatidic acid biosynthetic process. Gene Ontology annotation, molecular function: 1-acylglycerol-3-phosphate O-acyltransferase activity. Lineage: Eukaryota; Fungi; Basidiomycota; Agaricomycetes; Polyporales; Adustoporiaceae. The transcript is spliced from 3 exons. Gene Ontology annotation, cellular component: membrane; endoplasmic reticulum. The coding region runs from base 140 to 1255 and encodes 371 amino acids.
CAGUUUCUGCUGUAAUCACGCGUCGGUGUCCGUACGUACGCUGGGCAGCAGCGUGCGCAGGCCCGUCCUCAUCCCUCUCAUUCUCUCUCCGCUCACGCACAACAACACAUCGUGCGCGGCGUACACGUUGAUAAACGACAUGAUGUCUCUUUUGGCCGGGAUCGCCAAACCGCUUGCCUACGUUUCCCUCCCCGUCUUCGCUCUUCACACGCUCUCCAAGUCGUCCCCAAUAGCUCGCUACUAUGUCCGUCUUGCACUGUACCUAUCAACAUUGGGUGUGUGCUCGGCAUGGGGCGUAGUUUGUGCUGUCGGCAUGUCUCUCAUCGGCCGCAGGCUCGACGUGUUCUUCGUCGUUGCGCGCAGCUUCUACGCGUUGGCAAGCCGCGCAGUAGACAUCAAGUUGGUGGUCGAGGGUGCAGAAUACUUGGACACUCACCCCGCUGUGCUUGUGGGAAACCACCAGAGUAUGCUGGACAUUUUGUAUUUGGGAAGGAUCUUUCCCCGACAAGCGUCGAUCAUCGCGAAGAAAGAGCUACAAUGGUCCCCUUUGCUUGGCCAAUUCAUGUCCCUUUCGGGUGUCGUAUGGAUCGACAGAGGAAACAAUGUCAAGGCCAUCCGGUCACUGGCAGCAGCGGGAGAGACUAUGCGUUCGAAGAAUCUCUCGCUGUGGAUAUUCCCUGAAGGGACGCGCACGUUGCGCGAGCACUCGGAUUUACUUCCCUUCAAGAAGGGAGCGUUCCAUAUCGCUGUGCAAGCUGGCGUACCGAUCGUUCCUGUGGUCUGCGAAAACUACUGGAGGUUGUAUAGGAAGGGAGUUUUCGAGGGCGGAACGCUGAAACUCAAAGUUCUUCCUCCGGUAUCGACUGAGGGCCUCACGUCGGCAGAUGUACACGAGCUUGCGGAACGCGUGCAUGCUCAGAUGGUCGCUGCACUGCGCGAAAUAUCGGUACCAGCCGUUUCACCGACAGAGCCCGCCGAUUCAAAGUCACCACAAACCACCUUGGACAACUCUGAGCAGCCAGCAGCCGAUACUCUCCCGACCCAAGCAGGGUCUGUAUUGCCCGUAGAGUUGGAGCCUGCGCAACCCUCGGAGUCCGUAUCGGAGCUGGAUUUGAGCACCCUCUCCCGUUCGGAAAGUCGUGCCUCAACGCAGGCAUCAGAGGACACGUCGCCCGCCACUAGUAGCAGGCGCAGCGACAACGGGACAGAGACCGAGGAGGAUGACGGGAUGGUCCUGGUAGGGCGGCCGAAGUAGGGAGGGGGGUUUGCGAUUGGGCUAACUACACUUGCAUGUCUGUCAACUCACCCGGGAAUUAUUGGACUGUCAUUCUCAUCGUGCCCAGCUCGUC